GUUGUAGAUUUUGUAUGUAGUCUUUCUUUCCCAUGCAUACAUAUUCGAACCCAAUAGGUAACGCCGAUCGAAAAGCUGAAAAAUGCCAUUCAUACAUCCUAAUUGCUUCUGUAUCUCUUGUUCAUCUUCUUCUCUUUGGCUGUACAUAACCUUAGUAGACAUUUUUUCUCCACCACCACCGCUUUCUUUGUUUCUUUUCCAGUGUUGGAAAACAAACAAAGCUAGAUGCUUUCUUGAUUAGAAACCUCCAAGAAUCAGCAAUUUACCAUUUUUCUCCACUAUUCUAGGUUUCCUCUAGGAGCUAAUACUGCUGUAAAGCAAACUCUGCACAGAGAAUGUGCAGAACCCAACUGAGUAUUUAUUUAUUCUGUUUCUUGGGUAUUUGUCUGAAUCACAGCAGCAAGUGUUCGUGCACAGUUGCGCAUAAUUCUUCAUCGUAUCUAAACAAACAGGCUCCAAAGAGGCUCCUAUUUCUUGUAGACUCCAAUCUUAUAUUUGGUGAAUUUCUAAAUUAAAUAAUUCGGACAUGUUUAUGAAGCAAUUUAGAAGUGUGCAACGCACAGUCAAAAAGAUGAGCACCACCACAUUUUAGAGUUCUUUCACAGUGACAUGAUUUGCAACCAAUAAUGAUGCAAUAGACCUCACUAUAUGAAUUAACCUUGAUAACAAGUAGAGCCAGGAGGUGUGCUAUAUUAUGUUUGUUAUUAGGGAUUCACUUGUUUAAUUACUUAAACCAUUUGGAUAAGGAAGAAGUUGUUGGUUAGCUUGGAUAUUCAUUGCCAGAAUAAUACUUAGUCAUGGUCUUGUUAUUUGCAUCACUACAUAUUCUUGAUUAUUUUGGAAAAUCAUGUCCCAGUGAAGAAAUCUAAAAUACGGUGGUGUUCAUCUUAUUGACUUUGUGUUUGUGUAUUCAUGCUCACUUCUAAAUUGCUUCAUGCCCUGAUUAUUAACUUCAGAAAUUCACUAGAUAUAAGGUUGGAGUUUACAGGAAAUAGGAGAUGAGAAUGGAAAGAUACUUUAGACUUUUUGAUGGUUUUUCACCAUGAACCUAGAUUUAUCUGCUUGAUCCUCUUAGAAACCAAGUCUGGGUUGUUUCUUUCGAUGUUUGGUAGUGACCUCAUUAUGUUUGUUUCUCAUGGGUUAUUUAGCUAACUGACCUCCUGACAAGUGUUUUUUGAAUCUAGGACCUCCUGACAGGUGUUUUUGAAAUCUAUGACCUUCUUACAAGGUUCUAUGCAUUCUUGUGUAUAUAAGUGGCAUUCUUUUGUUAAGCGGUGAUAUUCUCAAACGUGUUAGAACACCAUAGAUUUAAAAAAAAUCUGUCUGAAUAUGGUUUUUUCAUACAGAUGGUUUUCGAGAAUGUUCGACAAGUCAUAUUUGGAACCAAGCUUUUCGUGCUUUUUCCGGCCAUUCCAAUGGCGUUUGUCGCUCAACGUUACAGUUACGGUAGACCAUGGAUUUUUGCUUUGAGUUUGAUUAGGCUUACUCCACUUGCGGAACGUUUGAGCUUUCUAACAGAACAAAUUGCAUACUUCACAGGCCCUACAGCAAAAAGAAUACUACCAUCGGCAAUCGGAGAGCAUCCAAGCAACUUAAAUGUUGGGGUAUGGAAGUAUGUUAUUUGUUUAUUACGGCUACCAAUCGACAUCGAUAAAUUUGGUUUUUUUUUUUCACUUGUUUUGUUUCAAAUGACAACUCUUGGCCAUAACAACRGGAGGUUUCCAUUUUUGUUAUGUGAAAUAGUGUACGAGUAUGGAAAUGAUAAAUUUUGCUACAUUAACUUUUGGUUGUAUUUUUGCAAAAGCAAAUAUUUUGGUUAAUCCWUCAGAUAAUGUUGAAAUGUGUGUAUACAUGUAAAGAUGAURAGAUCAUGACUCAAAUGUUUAUGGUAGA
Molecule: messenger RNA, 1893 nt
Organism: Cynara cardunculus var. scolymus (artichoke)
Lineage: Eukaryota; Viridiplantae; Streptophyta; Magnoliopsida; Asterales; Asteraceae
Product: vacuolar cation/proton exchanger 4-like
Exons: 5
Coding region: 1347-1820 (157 amino acids)
Biological process (GO): calcium ion transmembrane transport; intracellular calcium ion homeostasis
Cellular component (GO): plant-type vacuole membrane
Molecular function (GO): calcium:proton antiporter activity
Source: RefSeq, a predicted model, not a curated record